Messenger RNA from Gossypium raimondii (Peruvian cotton), 1159 nucleotides. RefSeq names its product thioredoxin-like protein AAED1, chloroplastic. The record is from RefSeq and is a predicted model, not a curated record. Gene Ontology annotation, molecular function: antioxidant activity. Lineage: Eukaryota; Viridiplantae; Streptophyta; Magnoliopsida; Malvales; Malvaceae. The transcript is spliced from 7 exons. Bases 138 to 914 code for a protein of 258 amino acids.
AAAAAAAAAUAUUCCACCAUACAUAUAGCCCAAACUUCCGCCACGUAAAUAACGAAUACAAGACGCGAUACACCGCCUUCGACGGUUGCUUUAACUUUCAUUGCUCCGUGAAAAAAAAUAACGAACUCCAAAAAUCUAUGGCGAUGAUGACUUGUUCAAGGAUUUUUCUCUGUUAUUCAACUCCAAGAUCCCAAUUCCCUACAGUCAUUUCUUCUCCUUCUCACUUCCUUACUCCAAAGAAAGCUACCUAUAAAUCCACCAAACAUAUUACUUUGAACGCCAACGGUGGUAACUCUCGUUUCAUGGCCCGAGUCUCUUCUUCCUCUGCCGCUGAAUUCCCCACCAACAUCGGCGAUAAGCUCAGCGACGUUACCAUUUUCACUGCUUCGGGUCAACCCGUUCUGUUCAAAGACCUCUGGGACCAAAACGAGGGAGUAGCGGUUGUUGCAUUUUUGAGGCAUUUCGGAUGCUUUUGCUGUUGGGAACUUGCUUCAGCUCUGAAAGAAGCAAAGCCAAAAUUCGACUCAGCUGGUGUGAAAUUAAUUGCUGUUGGGGUUGGUACUCCUGAUAGAGCUCGUAUCCUUGCCGAGCGGGUACCAUUUCCAAUGGACUCCCUAUAUGCUGAUCCUGAACGUAAGGCAUAUGAUGUUCUGGGUUUAUACUAUGGUCUUGGGCGCACAUUUUUCAAUCCGGCCAGUGCGAAGGUGUUCUCAAGACUUGACAAAGUGAAGAAAGCUAUGGAAAACUAUACCAUCAAAGCAACUCCAGAUGAUACAAGCAGUGUCUUACAACAGGGAGGGAUGUUCGUAUUCAAAGGUAAACAAUUGUUGUACGCACGAAAAGACGAAGGGACCGGAGAUCAUGCUCCCCUAGAUGAUAUCUUUGAUGUUUGCUGCAAAACCCCUGUUGCAUGAAGUGUUCCCUAUGCUGUAUAUUCUUCGAUCGUUCUAGGCAAGCCGGCUUCUGAUAUCGGUAUAUGCUGCAAAUUCUGGGUUACCGUUCCGAACACAUCUUAUUUGUAAUCCAGGCUGCAAAUUAUUGCCUUCAAUAAUGUUGGAAAUCCUACCUGGGAUAGUUUGAUAUAUGCAGUUUCUCAUGUAAAGCAUGUUAUGAUAGGAGAAAGAAAAUCUAUGAAAACCUUGAUCAAAUUAAAGUUCAA